This is a messenger RNA of Prorocentrum cordatum, 339 nucleotides long. NCBI's taxonomy places the organism in Eukaryota, Dinophyceae, Prorocentrales, Prorocentraceae. The record is from the annotation of a GenBank genome assembly.
AUCUUGGCCCACGCCCUCUGCGGCGCCGGGCUCUUGGCGGGCACCGCGCCUUGGGCGCCGGAUGGCCGCCACCCUGCGCUUGCCGCCGCCGUCUUGGGAGAAGCGGGACGGGCGCUGGCGUGCCCGGUUCGGGGGCACCUCGCGGAGCUUCGCGGCCGCGCAGCACGGCUUCGAGGAGGCGCGGCGGCUGGCCGUGGCGUGGCAGCAGCUGCAGGCCCGCCUGGCCCUGCCCGCGCCGGGAGGCGGGGCUGGCUGGGCGGCGGCGCCCAUCGCCGAUGGCCCUGGCAGCCAGCCCGGCGCGGAGUCCGAGGAGGAGGAGGAGGAGGAAGAGGACGAGGA